AGUCGUCUCGGAGGGCGUGAGGUCUCAACCGUAAAAGUCGAGAGGGCUGAAGCUAAGCUCAGGCAGUACGAAGUGGGGGCUUCGCAGGAAGUGGGCGUUGGAGCUCUCCCUAUCGCGACCUAUGGCAUUAUAUACAUACCAGUGUUAGGGGAAGAGGCAUCGUGUCAGGCCCCAGUAUCCAAAGUAGAAUAGAGCUGGAUCCGAUGAUGUGAAAUCGGCCGUAUCAAGCCCGGACAUGUCGCAGGCAAUGCACCACGGUCGUCAUCGAUUCUCAGAUUGCAUCUACACGAGGCGGAAUCUGUGGAAAGCCAAAUCAGCGGCUCAAAAGGGCUGAAAUUAUUGUGUUCCUCAGACCACCGUGCACAUAUUACAACGGGAUGACCUGUUCUAAAGUAUUGCUUACGCAGGCGCCAGAGGGCAAGGGGAGAGUUAUGAGAGAUGCACUGUCCCCAACGUUGUGCUGAAACGAAGGCGAUGUCCCAUUCGGGACGAGUAUGCAUGGAGGGAGGUACGGCGAUUGACACCAAGAUCCUUACCAGAAGCAUACAGCUACAGCCUGGUGUCGAGGGUAUGGCGGAAUGGACUACCAGGCCGUGCAGAGGAGAACAAAAGGAAAGAGCCAGACAGCGCAAGGAACAAGCGGAGGAUGCUUUUCGAGCUUCGAUGGUCGUAUGUUGGAAGCGGCUAAGCGAAUAUGAUGUAAAUCGAGGAACAAUGGAGGACGCGACAUUUGACACAGAUGGCAUGCUAGAGAUGGGGAUUUCGUUCAGUAUCCUCGGCCAGCGCGGUGAUGGAAUCACGUUAUCAAAAUGAUACUCAAGUCUCGUAC
Molecule: messenger RNA, 829 nt
Organism: Stereum hirsutum FP-91666 SS1
Lineage: Eukaryota; Fungi; Basidiomycota; Agaricomycetes; Russulales; Stereaceae
Exons: 3
Coding region: 499-813 (104 amino acids)
Source: RefSeq, a predicted model, not a curated record